This is a messenger RNA of Orbicella faveolata, 3341 nucleotides long. RefSeq lists its product as uncharacterized. Lineage: Eukaryota; Metazoa; Cnidaria; Anthozoa; Scleractinia; Merulinidae. The record is from RefSeq and is a predicted model, not a curated record.
GUUUGAGUAAAACUCGAGCAGGGGAAUAUUAUGAUAAUCGUAACGUCAUCGUUUUCGAAAAGUUUCGUUUUCAAACUGUUUUUGAAAUUAUUAACGGAUUGGCAUGAAGGAGAAACAAAUAAACAUUCCAAGAACAAGUUUUUUAGCUACUAGAAAAUUUAGAUUUGUUCGUUUUUCCUAGAAGAAUUAAUUCAACUUCUACUUCCAAGCAAAUUUAUUUGUUAGAAAUGGGUGUCAGUAAAACGCGGACUCGGGUCGGAGUCGGGGUCGGGGUCUGGGUCUCUUUUUUAUAAUUCUUUUCUUUUUUUUCUUUAACUUUCUUGUAUUUUUGUCGUUUUUCUUUUUUUUAACCCAAAUUCCGAUUUCUCGCGAUUUACAUCAGCAGUGCAUCAUUGCAAUAUUUUCGCUUAUAAAGAAAAUAAGAUGCGGUGGAGCUCACUUUUUCACAUCAUCUCAAACAAUCCGCGUCACAUUUCAGCCAAGACAGUCGAAUAUAGAAGCUGCACAAAUUUAUUUUCUAGCUCAGCGCGCUGAUUUCUGCAAAAAGGUCCAUGAGUUAGUUGAGUUAGUGGAGAAUUAAGAGAUCUACCAUUAGGUCAAAUAAGGAUUUGCCUCUAAAAGCCUCUAAAAGUAAUUCGUCCCGAAAGCUUAGUAUAUACACUCGAUGCAGCUCUAUCCUGGCAGUUCCGUGAAUUGACUACGGCAUACUCUCGCAAGAAACGAAGCGAGGAAAAACAAAUUUGUUUGCCUUGAACUAACAAAUUCGUGAACUAGAAUAAGAAAAACUUGCCAUAAACACCCCCGCCGCCUUCCAUGAGACCCUGAGAACGAGGUUGCCAUAGAUUGUUUAGACUGUCGCGCAAGGGAAAAAAUAAAUCAAAAACCAUUCGAUGGAUGAAGUCAAGAAAAUGCGAUCUUAUAACAGAUAAAUAAAGGAAAAAACUUCUACAAGUUUUAGGUCUGUGCGUUAUCCCAAAAUUUAGAUAUUUGUCUAUAGGUUUCACCCAAAUUUAAAGCUCAGUGUGGAGCCGCCAUGUUGGCGAAGCUCUGUAGUACACCAAUAUGGCGGCCGGAAAAUAGUGUAACCAUCUGAAACUUAUUUUGGUUAUCUAGGCCACUGACCAUAUUUACUGCAAAAACGUACAUUAACAUAAAAACUUUUCCUAAUACGUUUACUUCACAAAGAGCUAAAAAUCACGAAUUAAGUAGAUAUAUAUCGACAAACGCGAUCGUAGCUCUAUGUCACGCACCGCCAUAAACCUGAAGUUCAAAAUGCACUGGUUUCGAAACGAAGGACGUUAUUGAGCUGAAACCUUGUCAACAAUAUACGUUUUGUACCUCUUAUGCCUGAUGAGGAUAGAGACUCUGGUGACUGUUUAGUUUUGAAUCUCAGAACUUUUUGACGUCUCGUCAAAACCAUCUACACUAAGCUUUCGAUACUUAUUUUUAUAGGCUUAAAUAGUGGAUCCCUUAAUUCUCGACUUACUCAUGGACUUCCAUUGAAGAAAUCGGCGCUGAGCUGGGAAAGAAAUGUGUGCAUCUUCUUAUUUGGUUGUCUUGACUGUCUUGACUGAAAUGUGAGGCGGGUUGUUUGCGGUGAUGUCCCUAACAAAUGAACUCCACUGGAUUUCAUUUUCUUUAUAUGCAAAGAUAUAGCAAUGAUUCACUACUGAUACAAAUCGCGAGAAAUCGGAGUUUACGUUAAAACAAAAAAGAAAAGAACAAAAAGGACAUUAAAAAAAAAAAAAUUAAAGAAAGAAGGAAAAAAAUUGUAAAAAAAGAGACCCGGCUCCGACCCCGAGUCCGCGUUUUACUAACACCCUUAAGAGAGUGCAAACCAGCUGGAAAACAAUUCGAAUUUACACACGCCGAACCCAACUGACAGUGUGGAGUUUUGUCGGUGGGACAAUCAAUAUUAUCAUUAGCUCACCACCAAGUACAACCCAAGGAAAACCCAGUUCCCGUCUUUUAGGCUAGGUUUAGGUUAAUCUCUUUAGCUGGCCAUAGGUUUCCCGGUCAGCACAAAAUCAGCUAGGGAAUGGAUAUUUCAAAGAACAGAUUCGUUGAAUGCCCCUGAAGUGUGUCCGCAAAGUUGUUGAAACACAGCUGAAAAUACUAAUAAAAUUUGAAGAAUUCGGAAAAGCUGUGGUAGCAUGAAUCGUAGGCGUGUUGUGUUUCCACAACUGUUUUGGAGAAAAAUCUUUUGACAAUGCUUAUUGUAGCAAGCAGGACGAGAGCAACUGGGACGAACUAAAAAGACGAGAGUAACUGGGACUAGCCCAAGUGAUUAUUAUGGGAUUAAGCAGAAGGAUCCCACGAGGAAAAACAAGAUAGUAAGAAACGAAAGUCGAGGAGAAACGUUUUGUUAACGUAGUUAAGUAGUUGUUUUCGCGUGAUUAAAGUAGUGUGCAACAUUAUUACUAUGUUGGAUUACUAAGUUACUAAGGCGUGGGAGACAUAAUAUUUCCUGAUAACUCAAUAGGAAGAAUUGCAUCGAAACUCUCGAAUACUUCUUCUACUUUGUUUUGAAUUUGAAAGCUACAGAGUGUAGUAAACUUUAAAAGAAUAUUCUUUAGUGAUUACUUCUGGGAGCUGUCUGUUUGUCUACCUUGCUCAAACCACUCGAUCUGUCAAUGGAAACGACAUUAUUUUUCCGCUUUCAUAUUUGCGUUUUAUUAAAUAUAGACACAAGGUGUGAUUUCAAACAGAACAUGGUGCUUUGUUCAUUGGGACAAAUAUUAGUGUAACAAGUUUCCUCAGGUGGAAAUAGCAAUAUCUACCGACGCAUUCAUUUGUUCAUGUUUGUAUUUCUAAGUUCCGUUAUGUUGACAUGCAUGGUACAGAAAUGUUUAAAUAGCGUAUGGGGCAGCGCAGUAUUUCACCGUGCUUCUUUGGAAACAAAGUGACCAUGGCCUUCAAACUGAUCUUCGUCUUCGCAGUUAUCGCGGUUUUUGCUGUUGAUGCCCUGGACCUGAAACCGUGUGGGAGGAAUAAACUAAAGGCCAGAAAAUUGAGAAUGCAAGGACGUACUCUCAUGGGCGAAUAUUACGUCUCAGCGGGGUACUUAAAUCCGGACAGAUAUGAACUCACUCCCGGCAAUGGACGAAAAGUUAAGGGCAGAAUUUCCGGAUGUGGUGGACUAAGGAAAUGGGUGGGAGGCAACGUCAAUUGCAAACGAGGAGGAUGGCGCCGGUUCACACUUAAAACGUUCAAAGAUGAUGACUUCAUGUUGAAGAUAUUUAAAGGUGGAACACUCCUUGCAUGCUUUAAAAACGACUGAGGAUAAGAAGUAUUCUUGAAACGAGAGAAAUAUAAUAAAGUCAUGAAUGCAUGAAAAAGAA